GGAGUGCCUGGCCAGCUGCACUCAUGCUGCAGCCUUGAGCCAUCCCACAUCCUGCUCUCGGGCUCCCUCUGGUCACCGGCGGGCGCCGAGCUGCUGAGGCCAUGCCGCUGAAACAUUAUCUUUUUUUGCUGCUGGGAUGCCAAGCCUGGGGUGCAGGGUUGGCCUACUAUGGCUGCCCUAGUGAGUGUACCUGCUCGAGGGCCUCCCAGGUGGAGUGCACUGGGGCACGCAUUGUGGCCGUGCCCACCCCCCUGCCUUGGAAUGCCAUGAGCCUGCAGAUCCUCAAUACACACAUCACUGAACUCAACGAGUCCCCAUUCCUCAACAUCUCGGCCCUCAUUGCCCUGAGAAUUGAGAAGAAUGAGCUGUCUCACAUCAUGCCUGGUGCCUUCCGCAAUCUAGGCUCACUGCGUUACCUCAGCCUUGCCAACAACAAGCUUCAGGUUCUGCCUAUUGGCCUUUUCCAGGGCCUAGACAACCUGGAGUCACUCCUUCUGUCCAGCAACCAGUUGGCACAGAUCCAGCCAGCACACUUCUCCCAGUUCAGCAACCUCAAGGAACUGCAGUUGCAUGGCAACCACCUAGAAUAUAUCCCUGACGGUGCCUUCGACCACCUGGUGGGCCUCACCAAGCUCAAUCUGGGCAAGAACAGCCUUACCCGCCUCUCUCCUGGAGUCUUCCAGCACCUGGGCAACCUCGAGGUCCUCCGGCUAUAUGAGAACAGGCUCACGGACAUCCCCAUGGGCACUUUUGAUGGAUGUGGGAACCUCCAGGAGCUGGCCCUGCAGCAGAACCAGAUUGGCAUGCUCUCCCCUGGCCUCUUCCAUAACAACCGUAACCUCCAGAAGCUCUAUUUGUCCAACAACCACAUCUCCCAGCUGCCCCCUGGCAUUUUCAUGCAGCUGCCCCACCUCAACCGUCUCACACUCUUUGGGAAUUCUCUGAGGGAGCUCUCUCCCGGGAUCUUUGGGCCCAUGCACAACUUGCGAGAGCUUUGGAUUUAUGACAACCACAUCACUUCUAUACCUGACAAUGUUUUCAGCAGCCUCCACCAAUUGCAGGUCCUGAUCCUCAGCCGCAACCAGAUCAGCUACAUCUCCCCAAAUGCCUUCAAUGGGCUUAUGGAGCUGCGGGAGCUGUCCCUCCACACCAAUGCACUGCAGGAGCUCGAUGGCAAUGUCUUCCAUAUGUUGGCCAACCUGCAGAGCAUCUCCCUGCAGAACAAUCGCCUCAGACAGCUGCCUGGGAAUAUUUUUGUCAAUGUCAACAACCUCAUGACCAUUCAGCUGCAGAACAACCAACUGGAGAACCUUCCCGUGGGGAUCUUUGAUCACCUGGGGAACCUGCGUGAGCUGGGGCUCUAUGACAAUCCCUGGAGGUGUGACGCAGGCAUCCUUCCACUCCGCAACUGGCUGCUGCUCAACAAGGCCAGGCUGGGGACAGAUGCCCUUCCUGUGUGUUUCAGCCCAGCCAGUGUCCGAGGUCAGUCCGUCAUCAUCAUCAACAUCGACACUGUUGUCCCUGCUGUCCCGGUCCCAGCAAUCCCGGUGGUGCCCAGCUACCCGGAGACAACCAGCUACCCUGCCUCCAUCUCCAUCUCCUCCACCACUGGGUUCAUCAGCCCUACGGUCGGCUACACCGAGCUGAGCACCAUUGAGACCACUGAGCUUGACACGUGGGCCUUGACGCGGGUGCCGAGCGGGCUGGCCAUUGCCGCCUUUGUCAUCAGCAUCGUGGCCCUGGCCUCCUCCCUGGCCACCAUUCUGUGCUACUGCUGCUGUCAGAAGAGGAGCCAGGCAGUCGCAAUGCAGAUGAAGGCACCCAAUGAAUGUUAGAGGCUGGCUGGGGUGGGGCUAGGGUGUCAGGACCCGACCAUCCAGGGAUUUCACUGUCCACCCCGGGCCCACAGGGCUGUCCGCUCCUCCCUCGCUCUGGCUCUCGCAGGACCCUCUCUCCACCAGGGACGACCAACUGGCCGUGGCAAAAACCCUGUGGGUUUCCAGUUCACAUCCCCAUCUUCCUUCAGGAAAGGUCCUCCUCCAAAGCCUCACCAGCUCUCCUCCAAGAACAAGCCUCUCUGUGCCCAUGCCCCUGCGGCCUCAGGAUCAGUCACUGCGUGCCUGCUCACUUUGUGGGAUAGUCCUCUCCUGGAACAGCCCCUCUCCCACAUAGUACGUAGGUUGACUUCCCUUCUUCUGCCGUCCUGUUUGUGGAAUAGCUCUACCCUGUGCCCUCAAGGGAAAGGGCCCCCUCGAUUUUCUGCUUCUGAAGGGGGAUGAGUUCUCUCCUCAGAGAAGGCUUCAGAUCAUGCAGGUGCUUUCUGAGGAACUGCCAGGCAUCCUGGCUGUCCGGGUGCUGUGAAAGAGAGAUGGAGGAAUGCUGCUGCUCAGCUCCCGGAGACGGAGUCAUCCUCAGUGUCUCUCUCAUGAUUUUUAUUUGGAAAAGGAAAAAGGAACCAAUGCAACGAGCUCAGCCUUUCAGAUUCUGAUAUUUACGAACUGCAAAUUUGCUUUGAAAAUUUUAGUCCUUUAAGGAAUAAACUCAUGUGGUGUUUUUGA
Manis pentadactyla (Chinese pangolin) is the source of this 2558-nucleotide messenger RNA. RefSeq names its product leucine rich repeat containing 15 (gene LRRC15). NCBI's taxonomy places the organism in Eukaryota, Metazoa, Chordata, Mammalia, Pholidota, Manidae. The transcript has 2 exons. Gene Ontology annotation, molecular function: protein binding. The record is from RefSeq and is a predicted model, not a curated record. The coding region runs from base 102 to 1835 and encodes 577 amino acids.